AGAUUGUAAAAAAAGAUGUGGUUGAUAAGUAAAUAUAUCAGAUCCUUCUUAUCUCCUGCUUGGAAUGGAGAGAAAUGUAAAAUGGUUCUAGUGGUUCGGUCAGAUUUAAGUAUGGGAAAAGGUAAGACUGCUGCGCAGUGUGCUCACGCUGCUCUAGAAUGCUGUCGUCAGAUCAUCAAUAACGAAAAGAGAAAGCCAAUGUUUGAGUAUUGGUUACGAAUUGGACAACCUAAAGUUGUUGUUCAAAUAUCAAGCGAAGAGAAACUAUUAACCUUAGCAGAUAAAGCUCAACGGGCUGGUUUAACUACCGCCAUAAUAAAGGAUGCUGGUAGAACUCAGUUGCAGCCUGGUACAGUUACAGUUGUUGGUAUAGGACCUGGCGCGAAUGAAGUUAUCGAUAGCCUUACAUCAAGAUUAAGAUUAUUAUAAUUAUAUGUAUUGUAUAUAAAUUUAUAUGACUUAAAAGUAAUAUUUGUUAUUAAAAAAUCAAGUUUUUUCUUAAAUAUCAAAAUACAUCAGUCAAUGCAGGAUGAACAAUUCCAUAACAAUAUUUAAAAAUAACAUUAUGAAAGGAGUUAUUAUAAUUUUCUAAUAAAGUUUUAGGAAAAAAUUUGUCUUUGUAUAAAAUGAAAAUUUCAAAAUUAUUAAAAUAGAUAUCCUUUUAAGACAAUACAAGUUCCUUAAAUACUAUAUAGCA
Molecule: messenger RNA, 697 nt
Organism: Temnothorax curvispinosus
Lineage: Eukaryota; Metazoa; Arthropoda; Insecta; Hymenoptera; Formicidae
Product: peptidyl-tRNA hydrolase 2, mitochondrial
Exons: 1
Coding region: 16-429 (137 amino acids)
Cellular component (GO): mitochondrion; cytosol
Molecular function (GO): peptidyl-tRNA hydrolase activity
Source: RefSeq, a predicted model, not a curated record